This is a messenger RNA of Mytilus californianus (California mussel), 3628 nucleotides long. RefSeq lists its product as uncharacterized. The coding region runs from base 244 to 1782 and encodes 512 amino acids. NCBI's taxonomy places the organism in Eukaryota, Metazoa, Mollusca, Bivalvia, Mytilida, Mytilidae. The record is from RefSeq and is a predicted model, not a curated record. The transcript has 2 exons.
UCUAAUGAUAUUGUGUAAGUGUAUAUAAUACAUACCAGACAUGACAUACCAAUAGAAAAAAAAUCACUGGAUUUACUGUACUAUACAAACAAAAGUUUUAUUUAUACUUGUUUCUGUUCUAUCAGAAAAAUAACAACAAGCGUAUUUUGUUCGUCGGUUACAGAUCACUGUGCAACAGAUCACUCGGAAUUUGAAUAACAAUAUAUAUAUAUUUAUAUAUGUAACGAGCUUUGAAAGCACAUAAUGGAUUUUUCAGAUGUUCAAGGAAAAUUUUGUCCACAGAAAGUAACACUGGAUACUAGCAUAGUCACAGUGACAGGAGAACUGGUUCCUGUUGGGACAGAAAUUUGUGUUUUACUAUGUGAACAACUUGUAGUUUGUGUUGGUGAUGGAGAUUAUGUAAAUGUCAAUGUUGGGUGCAAUACGAAAAUUACAGACAGAUUCGAAAAAAUUUAUUUGAACCCUGGAAAUCAUGAAUUCUUUGCUGACAUUCAUUGCAAUGGGGAAACAUUUAAAACUUUUGACGAGUUGUGCCGUGAACGUCCUCGCUUUUUUUUCUGCAAUAAAGAUCUUUUUGCAGUUGAUGAAAAAGACUGUAUAGUCAGAGUAAAGAGUGGCGAGCAUCUCGAAUUCAAGACGAUACAGGCUAACACCAAUGUCAGGAAAACCACGAAAACAUUAAACAUUAUGCUUUGUAACCGUGAUAACUGUGAAAUUCAGAUACCGUCUGCUAAUGAAUAUACCUACCAAGGCCUUGAAGACCCAAAUCAUUACACACCACGCGAGUUGUUAGAAAACUUUCCUCUUCCAAGGCAAGUCAAAAUAAUUGACGAAAGUCUUUAUAGAUUAGGAUUACCGUACAUAUGUUCUAAGGACCUCGAUUUGCAGUCAGUUACAACAAACAAUUUUCUAUUGUUUACAUCCGAACCCAAAACUGGCCCUCUGUUUUCAGGAUUUGAACUGCGACACCAAAUUAAGUGUUGUGAAUUAGUCGAUCCGACUGCAGUGAAACUAAGAAGACGUAUAGACAACAGUCAGGUUGGCGAGACGUUUUCUACAAUAUUUUUGUUUGAAACAAUAAAUCAAGAUGGCCAUAUGGUAUUUUCUGUGAUUGGUAGACAGUGCUCCACCCCAGUAUCCAGAUUAAAAGAUAUGAACAUAUCUAAAGGAAAGACUGGAGCACAUGAAAUAUCAUCUAGUGGCUCUGGAUUUGCAGAUGCUAAUCUAGAAUCCUGUACGUCAACGCUAACGGUUGAAAAAAGAAGAACAUGCAACAACAACCAACAUAUUUCAGAUUGUAACAACACACUACCAAAGCAAACUAAACGGAUACAUUUGCGUAGAUUAUCUACUCAAGAGGAGUACUUAAAUUCGAUCGAUGAUAGCGAUACCACAUCCGAUCAACCGCCAUUACCAGAACAGAAAUACCUUGAUCCUCCUUUCUCACCAAAAGAUAAUCAGACUAAAUAUGAUACUUUUACAGCAGGUACAGAGCAGGUCAAAGACAAUGAAACCAACAAUAAAGAACCUGAAAAAAGAUCCGAGAUACCAAGUAUAAGUCAGCCAGAGAGUGAUCUUAGAUUAAUUACCAUGAUUCAGCUUGGAAAUCUGCUUCAAAAUGUUAAGCUUCAUAAAUUUGCUGAAAUAUGCUCUGAGGAACAAAUUGAUGGCGAUAUUUUCAUGGACAUGACUCCUGAAAUUCUGAAAGAGGAACCGUUUAGUUUGAAUCGGCUCGAAAUUUUGAAAGUGACAAAAUUACAGGGCGGAUGGAAUCCGAAAUAAAUACAAUGACAUGUUUCAGUAUUUCUUCUUGACAGAGGUUGUGCGAACAAAGGGGGUAUGAAUGAUUUCAGACAGGUAUCAUGUUAUUAAACAACACAUCAAUUUUUCAAUAAUUGUGUGAUCUCUACGUUUAUCCUUAACAUUUGUACUUCUAUCUACAGAAUAUUUAAUUUUAUUUAUUUCCGAAAAUACAAAAGUUACCUAUAUAAUUUUUUCGUAGUCAUAUACAGUACCUAAUGCGCUAGUUGCAUGUAGAAUUUUCCUUUAAAAAAAUCACGAGACUGUACUAUAACCUAACAACUUACCAAAAAUACCAAGUUUAUAACUUUGCACGCCAGACACGAGUUCGUCUACAUAAGACUGACCAGUGGCUCUCGAAUCAAAACAGUUGUAAGUCCAAAUUAAAUACGAAGUUGAAGAGUUAAUUGUAGCUAAAUGCUACUUUUUUUUUUAUUAACGGCAACAUACUUUUACAGCAUUUAAAACAAUUAUUUCAUCAGAUGGUUUAUAAUAAUUCUUCAGCCUAUCUUUCCAACUUAAAUUCCUACAAAUAUUUGCAAUCUCGUCCGUAUGCAACACGUAAUGCAGGAAACAUACUAAUAUACCUGCACGAACGAGUUACGUUGAUGGCGAUUGUAGCAAGGACCCCAUCCUUUUUAUUAUUGCCUUUGUAAUAGAUACCUGGUAAGUCAGCAAAUGAAAAAAAUAUUUUAUUCCUUUCAUAGGCAUCGAUUCUACAUUGCAAUUGAUUUACAAAAAAACAAGUUUGUAGCCUUUUAUGAAGUGUAUCACUGUGUGACAACAUUUCGAUUAGUCUGUUUCCUAUAUGGACUAUUUCUUUAAAUAAAAGUCGAAAUCUGGUAGGAAAAUGAUUAUAUAUUGUUAAAAGAGAAAAUAAGGUAGAAAAGCAGUAAACCACAACAAUUAGUUUGCAUAAAGAUAAGAUAAGUUUUAUUUUCCAAAUAAGGUCCCCAGGGGGGCAUAUACACAUAACAUAUAUAAUUGAUACAACAUACAGUAUUUUACAUAACAUUCAUAUAAUAAACUUCAACUAUUGAAAUAAAGUCAUACAGGUAUUAUAUGUUAAAUAAAAAGUAUUUAAGAGUUGCUACUCCAGAGAUGUGGCAAACUUUUUUUUUCUCACUUGAUAAAAAUAUGAACCGGACGCAAUUGUGUACUUUUAUGUUAACUUUCUGUAGCGAUAAUUUUGUUCAAAAUCUAACUUCCUUAUUUUGUACUCAAUACUGUAGUCUCGUACUUGUACCAUAAUCGGUGAUUUUGUAGCAGAUAGAGUAUUUUAAGUUAUAAAGAACUAGGAAGUCAUCUUAUUGUUUGUCUGAUCAUAUUUAAACUCUGGUAAUUGUCAUUUGAUAAAACUCUGAUAAAGUCAGCUUAUAAUUACAAUAUUACGCUUUGGUUUGCCAGCACACAUUCAUAUAAUUGUAUGUACACUUAUAACAUGCUAAAUAUUUAUGAACUAAAUUGUUUACAUCCACUUUAUUUGAACUUUGGUGGAUAGUUGUCUCAUUGGCAAUCAUAUCUCAUCUCCUUAUUUUUAUAAUAAAUGUCAGAGAUGAAUGAUCUUAUCUGAUCUUGAUCGGUAUUUUUAAAGUCUAUUUAGUACUUCUAUAAACAUUUAAUCUUUCUAAAAAUAAGAAGAUAUGAUUGGCAAUCAGACAACUAUCCACUAGAUUCCAAAUGACGAGAAUGUAAGCAAACAUAGUCUUCAAUAAUGAGCAAUCCACUUACCGUAUAGUCAGCUUUAAAAGGUCAAGACAUGACAUCAUGUGAAACAAUUCAAACUAGAAAGCUUUACAUGUUUUUGUUUAUAAAAUAUUUUAUAUAU